Molecule: messenger RNA, 1759 nt
Organism: Helianthus annuus (common sunflower)
Lineage: Eukaryota; Viridiplantae; Streptophyta; Magnoliopsida; Asterales; Asteraceae
Product: transcription factor GTE6
Exons: 7
Coding region: 254-1432 (392 amino acids)
Molecular function (GO): protein binding
Source: RefSeq, a predicted model, not a curated record
AUCAUUUCAUUGAUUAAAGCGAGAAACCCCUACGGCUUCUACUACCGACUCGCCCUACCGGAAACCUUCACCGGCGGCAUCUGUUUAUCACGCCGUUGCGCAGAGACCGCGGCGUAUCUCCGGCUACACCUUGCUUGGCGACCAGUGACGUAAGAUUCGAAGGCUGAGUUGACAUUUUUACCUCUCACUCUACCGAUUCAUCAUUCAAUCAAUAAUUCUGAUUGUAGUUCCUUUUUGUACAAAGAAGAAGGAAAUGGAAGAAGAUUUGAUGAUUGGUAUUGAUGUUGAUGGUGAUGGGAUAGAGAAGAUGGAGGAGAAUAAUGCUGUUGCUGCUGCUGCUGCUGCUGACGAUGAUGAUGAUGAUAUUGGACAUCAAGUGGAUGAUUUGUUCACCAAGGUUGAAAAGCUUGAGCAAAGAGUAAAUGAGAUCGAACAGUUCUACUUGACUUCAAGCAAAAUGCAAUCCGGUACUUCUCAAAAAAGCUCUUUUGUAAAGGAUAAAGAAAAGUUAAAGCAUAUUCCAGGGUAUAAGAAACAUCAACAAGAAGCAGCACGCAGAGAGGCAAUCGCUGCCAAGAGAAUGCAGGAUAUUAUGCGACAAUUUGGCUCAAUUCUGCGCCAGAUCACUCAGCACAAGUGGGCCUGGCCAUUUAUGCAACCCGUAGACGUUGAAGGUCUUGGAUUGCGUGACUAUUAUGAGGUAAUCGAUAGGCCGAUGGACUUCAGUACGAUAAAAAAUCAAAUGGAGGCGAAGGAUGGUACCGAAUACAAACAUGUUCGGGAUAUAUGUUCCGACGUUCGGUUGGUUUUUCAGAAUGCUAUGAAAUAUAAUGAUGAUAAAAGCGACGUUCAUGCGAUGGCCAAAACUUUGUUGGAAAAGUUUGAAGAGAAAUGGCUUCAGUUUUUACCAAGGGUUACUGAAGAGGAAAAAAGGCGAGAGGAAGAGGAAGCAGAAGCGCAAUUGAGCAUUCAGCGUAGUCAAGAGGCAGCUCACGCUAAAAUGGCUAGGGAUCUAAGUAAUGAGCUGUAUGAAACUGAUAUGCAGUUGGAAAAACUUAGAGAGACUGUGGUUCAAAAAUGCAGGAAAAUGUCGACUGAAGACAAAAGAAACAUCGGGAUAGCCCUUACUCGCUUAUGUCCUGAAGAUCUUAGUAAGGCACUCGAUAUUGUAGCUCGGCAUAAUCCGAGUUUUCAGUCAACAGCAGCAGAGAUUGACCUCGACAUUGAUGCUCAGAGUGAAUUAACACUAUGGAGGUUAAAGUAUUUUGUAAAAGACGCUCUCCAUGGCCAAGUCAAGAAUGAUGCAACGUUUGAAGUCGGAAACAAAGCUGAUAGUCCUGUGAACCCCAUCGAAACCAUCGUGUCCAAGCGGAAAAUGCAGAUAUGUAAUGCACUUGCCAAGACUGCAAAGAAAAGGAACCAGAAACGCUAAUCGCACACUCCUGCACACAUAACAUGACGGUGAUCUUUAUAGAGCAUCAUCAUUCACUGAGUUAUGCAUGCAUGAUUCUCGGGUUGUAUUAGAUGUUAGAUUCUCAUUUCUUUCUUUUCAAUCCAUGCAUCGAUAAACUAGAACUAAUCGAGUGUUGGUAUAUCCAUCAAUCAUGUAUGGGGAUACCGAACAUCGUAAAGAGUAGUUGCUAUCAUCAUGUACAUGUAUCAUCUAUAGGCAGAAAUGGAGGGGGUGAGGAGUUUGUUGACACACUGAUCGACUAAAAUUUUCUAUUUACAAGUAUACAACGUUAUAUUUUAUGAGUUA